This is a messenger RNA of Darwinula stevensoni, 2000 nucleotides long. The record is from the annotation of a GenBank genome assembly. NCBI's taxonomy places the organism in Eukaryota, Metazoa, Arthropoda, Ostracoda, Podocopida, Darwinulidae.
UUUUCUUUUAUCAAUCAGAAUCUAUAUUUUAAUGCGAUGCAUUGGAAAGCCCCUCCUUAACUGGCCUCAAAUUUAGGAUUUUUCUUUUUGACAAUUUCGUCCCUAAAUCUGUGGAAUUACCUCAGUGCGUGAGAGCAUGCCACGAACACACGCGCGUUCCCUAGCAUUCGGACGCAUGCCGACACGCGAGCCGCAUUCGUGUCGAAGUCGCACGCGUCACACGCUAAGUGCGAAACGGCCUUUAGAUGAAAAUCGAGUUCGCUCUGCCGAGCCGAUCCCAGCGAAAAGAAACUCGACAGCCGCUUGCCCACAGGCAAAACCCAGCAGGUCAGACAGGAGGCAUCGCGACGGCCUCCCAUCACUCGAUCCCCUCCUCGUCGGCCGAGGGAAGCUCCCGGGUCGAAUCGGAGGCGCGGCCGUCGCCCUCGGGGGACGAAGCGAGGCUCGACCCACGGCGGCUUCAUGGCAGUCUCGCGGCGGAUGCGAAUGCGACGAGAUUUCGCUUGUGGCCUGGGGAUCCGUGCAGCGUCAGCACGAGCAUCUUUGGGCAUGUGCUUGGAAUCCCGGAAAACGGAGGAUCCCACGUCACCAUGACUCCGAUACCAAGGGACAUAAUUUCCUACUCUGCAAGGGAGGGCAACCGGGACGAAGGAAGGCGAAGGGCUGUCAGUGGGGCGGAGGUUUCCUCCCUUCGGCUACCCGGAAUGGCGUCCCCGCUGAAACCUGCAACCACGGAGAAGUUCCUUGAGUUUUGGAACGGAAAAGCCGCGCUGGACCUCGAGUGCAACCGAGUGGCCCGAGACAUGCGAGACAACACCCUGGAGGCCACAGCCGACUGGCACUCCGACGUCAAGGAGUACAAGGUCCUUCAGGUUCGUCUUCGUGGGGUCCUUGGGGACAUUCCAAAGGUCGUUUCCGAAGUUUCCGUUAACGAUCCCUUUCGCCUCCCCGCCCAACAGCGACUGACGGACGCGUGCUGGGUCGUGUACCAAGUGAUGGACCCGAGUCCCGUGGGCGUCAUCGCCAGUAGAGACGUGGUCAUCCUCUCCUACAGUCGCAAGAUCGGAGACACUCACUUCGUAACCAUGAACAGCAUUUUGUGGUCGGGGGUGGAGCCGAGGGAGGAGAUGGUCAGGGCGGAGAUGAAAGAAGGCAGCGGGAUGUCAUUCUCUCCCGAUCCGGAGCGCAACACGACGAGGACCCUGCUGCGCUGGGUGUUCUCGCUGGACUACAAGGUUCCGAUCAUUCCAGCCACGAUCCUGCUCAAGUUCCACGCGGAGGGAUGCCGGCAGUACAUCCUCGGCUUGAGGAAGUACCUGUCGGCCAAGCACCAGCUUCCUCUCGUGGUCUUGCAGGACUGACCCUAUCUAAAGCCGUCGAAUCUCAUCAUCCAUGGUCAUCCUUCUGAAGUGUGACCCCCUUCGGUGGCUAUUUGGGGAACUCAUAGGGAAAUCCCGAUGAAUGUCAUUCCUUUGGAGGUUUCCCACUUCUCACCAUACCGGAAAAUGCAUGACAAUUAAAUUUGCAUGAAAAUAAAAUUGUCAUGCAUAUUUAAUAAGUCACCAUCAUCGUGCAUACCGUGUUUCUUGCAUGGCCGUGAAAUUUGCAUCGCUGAGAAAAUUUUAAAAUAUCUUGUGUCGGAAUCGUUUCCAUGUUUAUGUCUGUGUCAGCAAGUCAGAUGUGGGAGAUGAAAUUUUCUACUGAGUGGUUAGAGGUCCUCCUUUUAUUUUCCGAUGUCACGUAGCGUACCAUAGUUCAGUAUUUAUUGAUGAGGAUAACAUAACGAGGAAUUCAGAUCCUUGAUUGGCUCUUUAAUCGCCUACAUUACAUUUACGAAAUUUCCAAGCCAUCCUCAUAGCUUGCAAAUUCCCGAAGUUUCAGAUUCUUUUUCCUCAAUAGAAUACGCGAGCCUCAUGAUGACCGUUGCGAUAUUGGCUUUAUCGAGCUCAAUCAUGACCUCGAUGGCGUACGAAGGCCUACUUUCCUUCGCAGCUAUGCAC